GACGAAAGCGUAAUCGGCAGCCGCCGCUCGCGGGGGCUCUGUUCUGAGCGCGAGGAGGAAGGAGAGCGAAGGGGGGUGUUGGAGGUGCGCGUGCUCGCUCUCCCUUCAAAGGUCCGUUCCCUGGAUCUGUCGGGCGCGAGAAGAGCGGGAGGACACGCUCGAGGGGCUUCGCUGUCAGGGGCGCGCGCGCCUAUUAGCAUCUGCCCGGCGCCAGGAAGAAACCCCCUGACUUGCCGGGGACUAAGCCGGGGCAAGGCAAGAGACGACAGGAGGAAGAGGAAAAGACCGACGCAACCACCUGGAAGGUGGGACUAGACGUUCUCCCGCCAAUCCCGAGCAAGCGGAGGAAAGACGCCAGCCAACCAGGGCAGCGCUUCUGGGAGCCACCACACCAAUCGGAGGAGCGGCAGUCGCGGCCGAAGCCGGAGCAGCGCGCCAAUCGCGGGCUAGCCAGCACCAGAGAGCGCGGAGUCGGGGAUGUCCUACAAGCCUAUCGCGCCUGCCCCCACCAGCUCCGGAGCCGCCGGCACCAGCAGUAGCAGCGCCAGCCCCGCCCCCGGAGCCCCGCCGGUCGCAACCAGUGUCCCAUCUCCUUCUGGAUCUGCACCUGGAGCUUCUGCCCCAUUCCGGCCUCUCUUCAACGAUUUUGGGCCCCCAUCAAUGGGCUACGUGCAGGCUAUGAAGCCACCAGGUGCCCAAGGCUCACAGAGCACAUACACAGACUUGCUUUCUGUCAUUGAGGAGAUGGGCAAGGAAAUCCGACCUACCUAUGCAGGCAGUAAGAGCGCUAUGGAGAGGCUGAAAAGAGGGAUUAUUCAUGCCCGGGCACUGGUAAGAGAGUGUCUGGCAGAAACAGAGCGUAAUGCCCGUACGUAACAGUUGCUUCCUCCUGGCAUUUCCUCCAGAGGACCCUGGCACUUUCCUGCCAACCAGCAUUUUGGAAUCUGCAAGUUUUCCUCCUGCCCCUUCAAUCCUUUCCACCAAUCAAUGUCUCAAGUCCUAGAACUAUAAUCACCUUCAAGGACUUUAUACCAAUCAGCAUCUGAGAAUCUCAGGCUUCUGCUCUGCAUCACCAAUUGGCUUUCUGGGAACAUAUGCAGAGAAAAAUUAUUGCACACACCUUUCGGUCAACCCGUGGGGAGGGUGAAAUGACCGGUGACAAGUCUUAUAUCUUUAUAGAAUGCGUGGGUUCGGGGUUUUUUUUAUAAUAAAAGGAAAGCUGUGGCAUUUGGAUUAUUUCUUCUUCACUGUGGUUUUCUAGUAUCUUUUUCAUGUGGUGUGGAAGGAAAUGUUCUCUUCCUCCUAAGACAUUAUCAGGGGUCUGCAGUGCAAGACAUAUUUCCUUAAUACAGCACAAGGCCCUUGCUGCCACUUGUAAUGGAAAUUCAACCAACAGUCACUGAAUCUGCUUUGGAAAACUUGUAAUAAAAUAUUUCUACUCUUAAAUAA
Messenger RNA from Pogona vitticeps (central bearded dragon), 1449 nucleotides. RefSeq names its product cyclin dependent kinase 2 associated protein 2 (gene CDK2AP2). Lineage: Eukaryota; Metazoa; Chordata; Lepidosauria; Squamata; Agamidae. Gene Ontology annotation, cellular component: nucleus; cytoplasm; microtubule. The record is from RefSeq and is a predicted model, not a curated record. Gene Ontology annotation, biological process: negative regulation of G1/S transition of mitotic cell cycle; regulation of microtubule cytoskeleton organization.